AUGGUGCGGAUUCAAAUACCUGCUUCAAAGACUGCAGUUGCCUUAGAAUGCUACAAUAUCCCCGAACUCGCGUAUGCGAGUGAUCAAGACCCUCUUUUGGAACCUGGUGCCUUUGUUCGAUGCGGGUUGAAUAUUAUGCGAGAAGAGCAUGCACUCGGAAAAGCAUCAAAUCGCCAGGCGUGGCAAUGGAUUUGGGCUUUGCCAGUUACUGAAAUUUGUCGACUCUACAACGGGGACCCACGUAUCAACGCCAUGCCCCCAAACAUGCAAGUCAGCAAUAGUACCGCUCAAGCUGUUACCACCCCAGGAACUCCAGAUAUCAGCGCAGAAGACAUCGAGUAUAUGACUGGUCAUAUGAAUUCUUCUUAG
Molecule: messenger RNA, 369 nt
Organism: Mycena indigotica
Lineage: Eukaryota; Fungi; Basidiomycota; Agaricomycetes; Agaricales; Mycenaceae
Exons: 3
Coding region: 1-369 (122 amino acids)
Source: RefSeq, a predicted model, not a curated record